Molecule: messenger RNA, 2735 nt
Organism: Scomber japonicus (chub mackerel)
Lineage: Eukaryota; Metazoa; Chordata; Actinopteri; Scombriformes; Scombridae
Gene: mcm7
Product: minichromosome maintenance complex component 7
Exons: 15
Coding region: 136-2319 (727 amino acids)
Biological process (GO): DNA strand elongation involved in DNA replication; double-strand break repair via break-induced replication; DNA replication initiation
Cellular component (GO): nucleus; MCM complex
Molecular function (GO): ATP hydrolysis activity; single-stranded DNA binding; single-stranded DNA helicase activity
Source: RefSeq, a predicted model, not a curated record
UGCGAGUGAAUGAAACGCUGCUGUCCGGUGAUAGUGAAGUGACUAAACCGGGAAUUUAAACAGAAUUUUUCGGUCAGUUUGCACCGUAGCUUUUUGUGGUCAAGUUUUCUCACCUGAGGGUCAACGUCUGCAGCCAUGGCUCGUAAGGAUUAUGCGGCAGAGAAAGACAAAUGCAAAAGGUUCCUGCAGGAGUUUUACUCAGAGGAUGACAAUGGGAAGAAGGUGUUCAAAUAUGGAGCUCAACUUGUGGCGCUGGCCCACAGGGAGCAGGUGUCGGUCUUUGUGGACCUGGACGAUGUGGCAGAGGAGGACCCCGAGCUGGUUGAGAGCAUCUGUGAGAAUGCCAAGCGCUACACGGGCCUGUUUGCUGACGCUGUGCAGGAGCUGCUGCCAGAGUAUAAAGAAAGAGAUGUCGUUGCCAAGGAUUCUCUGGACGUGUACAUUGAGCACAGGCUGAUGAUGGAACAGAGGGGUCGUGACCCUGCAGACACGCGCGACCCACGUAACCAAUACCCGCCUGAACUCAUGCGGAGAUUUGAGAUAUACUUCAAAUGUCCCAGCACUUCCAAACCCAAAGUGGUCCGUGACGUGCGAGCUGACAGCAUCGGGCAUCUCGUGAACGUUCGAGGCAUCGUGACCCGUGCCACUGAGGUCAAACCCAUGAUGGUCGUAGCUACGUACACAUGUGACCAGUGCGGAGCGGAGACCUACCAACCAAUCCAGUCUCCCUCCUUCAUGCCCAUCAUCAUGUGUCCCAGCCAAGAGUGCGUCACCAACAAAUCCGGAGGUCGCCUCUACCUGCAGACCAGAGGCUCCAAGUUUGUCAAAUUCCAGGAGCUGCGUAUUCAGGAACAUAGUGACCAGGUGCCUGUCGGUAAUAUUCCAAGGAGUAUGUCUGUGUUCGCACGAGGUGAAAACACACGUCUGGCCCAACCAGGAGACCAUGUCGCCAUCACCGGAGUCUUCCUCCCUCUUCUGCGCACAGGUUUCAAACAGGCAACUCAGGGUCUUCUGUCAGAAACUUACAUGGAAGCUCACAGCAUCACACUCAUGAACAAGACGGAGGACGACGAGCUUGGCAACGACGAGCUGACCGAAGAGGAGCUGCGCAGCAUCACAGAUGAAGGAUUUUAUGAGAAACUAGCUGGCUCCAUAGCACCAGAGAUCUACGGACAUGAAGAUGUAAAAAAGGCUCUGCUCCUGCUGCUGGUUGGAGGAGUCGAACAGGCUCCCAAAGGCAUGAAAAUCAGAGGCAACAUAAACAUCUGCCUGAUGGGAGACCCUGGAGUCGCCAAGUCCCAGCUGUUGUCCUACAUUGACCGUCUGGCUCCUCGAAGCCAGUAUACAACAGGUCGUGGGUCAUCCGGUGUUGGUCUGACAGCAGCAGUGAUGCGUGACCCUCUGACUGGAGAGAUGACCCUGGAAGGUGGAGCCUUGGUGCUGGCUGACCAGGGCAUCUGCUGCAUUGAUGAGUUUGACAAGAUGGCUGAUGCUGACCGCACAGCAAUCCAUGAGGUGAUGGAACAGCAAACCAUCUCCAUUGCAAAGGCUGGCAUCAUGACCUCCCUCAACGCCCGUUGCUCCAUUCUAGCAGCGGCCAACCCUGCCUACGGCCGCUACAAUCCCCGGAAGAGCAUUGAGCAGAACAUCCAGCUGCCGGCUGCUCUGCUCUCCCGUUUCGACCUACUGUGGCUGAUCCAGGACAAGCCGGAUGCUGAUGCUGACCUGCGUCUGGCCCAACACAUCACCUACGUCCACCAGCACUGCCGCCAGCCACCCACUCACUUCACCCCCAUCGACAUGAAGCUGAUGAGGCGUUACAUCGCUGUGUGUAAGAAAAAGCAGCCCGUGGUCCCAGAGUCGCUGGCUGAUUACAUCACUGCCGCUUAUGUGGAGAUGAGGAAAGAGGCACGGGUCAGCAAGGACACCACCUUCACCUCUGCCCGUACCCUCCUCUCCAUCCUCCGUCUGUCCACAGCACUGGCUCGCCUUCGCAUGAUGGACUCUGUGGAGAAGGAAGACGUCAACGAGGGGAUGAGACUGAUGGAGAUGUCAAAGGAUUCGCUACAAGCUGACAAGUCCGGCACCACAAGGACUCAGCGUCCCUCAGAUGUCAUCUUCUCUCUGGUGCGCGAGCUCGCCACAGAGGGUGUGACAGGCCGCGGUGGAGCCGGCGGAGUGGUUCGCAUGUCUGAGGCGGAGCAGCGUUGCGUCUCGCGUGGUUUCACCCCUGCCCAGUUCCAGGAGGCCUUGGAGGAGUACGAGGAGCUAAACGUGUGGCAGGUCAACCAGGCGCGCACCCGAGUCACGUUUGUGUGAAGAACCUGACGCUCUUAAAGCACACUGUCUCAGCCAACUGAGGGACAAACUCUUUAUUGUGGGCUUUCUACAGACUUAUAUUGGGGCUCUUUAUUUUUCCUCCGCCAGCAUUUUGUAACACAGGUCGAGCAGAACCCGGAUAUUUUUGAAGCAUAACCAUUUUUGCAAGAAUUCCUGCAGUUGAAGAUUCACAGCUACGCUUUUUUAUGUUUAAGAUGUUCACCAGUACAUCUGUUUUGUAAAUAUGUAUGUCAGAUGUUUUGUGUAGUGCUAUCUGCAGUUUAGAACUUAAAGCUUGCAGUCUCUUUGAUACUGAGCAUUUCUGUACAUUUUAUAAAUUGUAAUGCAAAUCAGGCUAGAAACUUCUAGCCUUGUAUUGUGAGAGAUAGUUAUAAUAAAUUGAUGGUUCAAUACUG